GUCUCAAGCGGCUGACUGGCUAUCAGGAUGUGAGCGCCGCAUUGACGGAGAUGAAGGAGGAGAAACGGCGUAUGGACAUGGAACACAGAGUCUCCAUCCUCCAGCUCUUCCGUUCCCGCAUUUACCGCCAGCCGUUGCUAAUCGCUGUGGUUCUGCAACUCUCCCAGCAAUUGUCGGGCAUCAACGCAGUCUUCUAUUACUCCACCGACAUCUUGACCAAAGCUGGCCUGGAGCAGCCCAUCUACGCGACCAUCGGGACAGGCAUCGUUAACACCAUCUUCACCAUCAUUUCGGUGUUCCUGGUCGAGCGGGCAGGAAGGCGGACGCUACACCUGGUGGGCUUACUCGGAAUGGGCAUCUGUGCCUUAUUGAUGAUGACCUCACUCCUCCUUCUGAAAAGUGUGGCCUGGAUGGGCUACCUGAGCAUGGUGGCCAUUUUCGCCUUUGUGGCCUUCUUUGAGAUCGGGCCGGGCCCUAUCCCGUGGUUCAUCGUGGCGGAGCUCUUCAGCCAGGGUCCUCGGCCAGCCGCCAUGGCCGUGGCCGGCUUUGCCAACUGGACUAGCAACUUCAUCAUCGGCAUGAGUUUCCCGGCCAUCCAGGAGGCGAUCGGCCCUUACGUCUUCCUCAUCUUCGCCAUCCUCCUCUUCAUCUUCUCCGCCUUCACCUACCUCAAGGUGCCGGAGACACGGGGACGCACCUUCGAUGACAUCGCUGCCACAUUCCGACGCACCCCGUCGUUGUUGGAUCGCGAGAUCAAGCCUUACACGGAGCUCGACGAACUGAGUCCGGACGGCCACGAAUGAAUCGGGGCAGAGGGCAGGGAAAGGAAUGGCGGGGAGGGAAAGGAGGCCACAAGGAGUAGAAUCGGGGACACCGGCAAAGAAAACAAGGUUUGUCUCUAGCACUUUAGGGCCACGAGGCCUGGCCGGAAGGUCUCGGGGUCUCGGCCAAACAUGUUUCUUUGGUCUGGUUUGCAUUUACUUUAUUUUAUUUUUCUUAAAAUAUUUUUAAGGGAAAAGCAAUUUAAAGAGGAUGAUUUUUUUUAAUCAGGCGGUUCGGGAGGGCAGGCACCACGCUCACUUUGCUGUAAAUUAGGCUUUGGGGUGGAAAGAUACCCUCUGGGUAGCCCUAUUUGGUCUAGAUUUCCCCACCCCACCCCAGCUUCCCAGAGCACUUUCGGAAGCACAAACCAAUCAGAGAAACUGGCUGCCAAUUAACCCUCUUCUGAAGUCUUUUCCUCAUUUCGUACUUGAUUCGGCUUGCGCUAAUGUUAAGUCCUGAGCGCAUAGCGCACAAGAGUGCCCCAGAGCAUGGGCAGAGUUCCUGGCCACUCUCUCAGGAGGUUCCUUCCUCUUUCAUGUGCUUCAGGAUAUGCCUUUUCCAGUAAAUUUGGGACACCUUCUAGACCGGGGCUAUCCAAACAUGGCUACUUUAAGACCUCUGGACUUCAACUCCCAGAAUUCCCCAGCCAUUUCUUCCUUUUCCCCCUUUGCUGAAGUCAAGAUAUAUCACGUCUACUUCAGUCCCACUAUCUAUUAAGAAAACUUACCCAAUCAAACAAAUAAAAUAAAAGUAGUCUGGCCGUAUUUGUUAUUGUCGUAUACAUAACUGAAUUCUGGUAUUAAAAAAAAAAAAACCUUGCCAGCUGGGGAAUUCUGGGAAUUGAAGUCCACAAAUCUUAAAGUGCCCGAGGUCUAGAUUUCAAACCCUGAAUGUGUGAUGAAUGCUGGGUCCAAACAAGACGAUGUUGACCAGAGAGGUGGAAGAGUGACAGCCUGGGAAACACCUCUCCUCCUUCACUGGCCCUCCAUGGUGGACCUUUGGACCACUAAGGCCACCUCAAGAGGAAGGACUACAAGUUCCAUACUCAGGCCUGCGAGAGGCAGAAGGAGGGAUGCUGCUUUCUAUGGACUAGUGCUUCCCAGCCACUGUCACUUUAAGAAGGGUGGACUUCAACUCCCAGAAUGCCCCAGCCAGUAUUUGUGGGCUUCAAAGGACUCCCAAAAUCCCCCAGCUAGCAUUUGUGGCCCUAAAACGACUCCCAGAAUCCCCCAGUUAGCAUUUGUGGGCCUCAAAGGACUCCCAGAAUCCCCCAGUCAGCAUUUGUGGG
Messenger RNA from Pseudonaja textilis, 2110 nucleotides. NCBI's taxonomy places the organism in Eukaryota, Metazoa, Chordata, Lepidosauria, Squamata, Elapidae. The record is from RefSeq and is a predicted model, not a curated record.